Castor canadensis (American beaver) is the source of this 2330-nucleotide messenger RNA. RefSeq names its product aprataxin (gene Aptx). Gene Ontology annotation, cellular component: nucleus. The record is from RefSeq and is a predicted model, not a curated record. NCBI's taxonomy places the organism in Eukaryota, Metazoa, Chordata, Mammalia, Rodentia, Castoridae. Gene Ontology annotation, biological process: single strand break repair. Gene Ontology annotation, molecular function: protein binding; double-stranded RNA binding; single-stranded DNA binding.
AUCCAGAAGCGCCGGAAGCGGUGAGGCAUAGAUGGAGUAACGUGAGCCCAUCGGUCUGUGUCAUCUGGAGAGUGAUGAUGCGAGUCUGCUGGUUGGUGAGACAGGAUAGCCGGCAUCAGCGAAUUAAACUUCCACAUUUGGAAGCAGUUGUGAUUGGGCGCAGCCCAGAGACCAAGAUCACAGAUAAGAAAUGUUCUCGACAGCAAGUACAGUUGAAAGCAGAGUGUAACAAGGGAUAUGUCAAGGUAAAGCAGGUAGGGGUCAAUCCCACCAGCAUUGACUCAGUCAUAAUUGGGAAGGACCAAGAGAUGAAGCUGCAGCCUGGCCAGGUUCUCUAUAUGGUGAAUGAACUUUAUCCAUAUAUUGUAGAGUUUGAGGAAGAGGCAAUGAGCCAUGGCCUAGAAACACACAGGAAGAGAAAGAGGUCAGGCAACAGUGAUUCUACAGAAGGGGACACUGCCCAGGAAGCUGAGCCUGGGACAGAGCAGGAACCUGGGAGUGGCCCCAGCCAAUGCUCUGUGCCUCCAAAGAAGGGAAAAGAUACAUCUACCAAAAAGGAAUCACUGGGCCACUGGAGUCAAGGCUUGAAGAUUUCUAUGCAGGAUCCCAAAAUGCAGGUUUACAAAGAUGAGCAUGUGGUGGUGAUUAAGGAUAAAUACCCUAAAGCCCGUCAUCAUUGGCUGGUCUUACCAUGGGCCUCCAUUUCCAGUCUAAAGGCUGUGACCAGUGAACACCUUGAACUCCUUAAACAUAUGCACACUGUGGGGGAAAAGGUAAUUGCAGAUUUUGCCGGAUCCAGCAAACUCCGCUUCCGAUUGGGCUACCAUGCCAUUCCUAGCAUGAGCCAUGUACAUCUUCAUGUGAUCAGCCAGGAUUUUGAUUCUCCUUGCCUUAAAAACAAAAAACAUUGGAAUUCUUUCAAUACUGAAUACUUCCUAGAAUCACAAGCUGUAAUCAAGAUGGUACAAGAGGCCGGCCAAGUGACUGUCCAUGAUGGGACAUCUGAACUUUUGAAGUUGCCUCUUCGUUGUCAUGAGUGCCAGCAGCUUCUGCCUUCUAUUCCCCAGCUGAAAGAGCAUCUUAGGAAGCACUGGACAGAGUGAUUCUGUAGAGCCUAAACUUUUGAUGCAAGUGUGGCCAAUUGGAGCGAACUGCUAGCGUUUAUUUUGGAUUGUUUGAGACUGUCUGCUCAUUUCUUGAAUUAAAACACACAGCUGUUUUACAAAGCUUAUUUUAUUCUUGAGUGACCAUAAUUUAGGGUGACUCAAAAUAGUUUAGGAAUUAGGAAUUUGGGUUUGUCAUGGAUAGAUAUGUUCUCUAGUGAGGGUGACUGGAACAAGCCUAAGCACCAUAUCCAGAACUUUUGUCAGGUCUAAUGGGAGGAUAGCCACAUUCAGAUAUAGGAUAUAGAAGCAGAGGGCUUGUUAAAUAUUUUUGUUCUUUACAUUUAUUUCCCCUUCUCUGGAGGCACGUAGCAUCUUUUUAUUUCACCAAAGUGGCUAGAGUGGACUCUUGUUGAUCCUGAAGACUCUGAGGAAUCUAGUUCUCUGACCUUAAUGUGUUCUGUAAUAGUCUUCUUCCUUCCAUGGGGAGGCUUAGUUUAUUCUGUCCCUUCCACUCCCUUCUAUCCAAGGUCACCUAAAUGCUCUUCUCUUAGGAAGUCUGUCUCAUCAGUUCUUCACUGUGAACAAUGGGUUAGAUGACUGUGAAGUUUUCUUCUAGUAUUAGGGGUGGUGAGGACACACUGAGCCAUGUUUAUCACAGUUCAACAGUCAAGUCUUCUCACUGGUCUGCUUGGAUCUGUUGUCUGAAAUUAAAGUCUUAUUGUUUGAGGCAUCUCUGUUAAGUGGGUGAAAAUGAUUAGAAGUUCAGCUGACAAUCCACAAACCAAUUGGUUGGUUUCUAAUGCAUGCAAAGGUUGCACAGAACCACAGCUUUAUUUUUCCCUGAGAACAAAUUUGGAUGGAACAAUUGUAUGAAGUUGGAUUUUGGAUAAUAUUAAAACUAAAGGGAAAAAAUACAAAUUGUUUUUGAUCAAAUUGCUAUAUAGUUGGGGAUGACUUUUCUUCAUUUUUGAGUUGUUUAAAAAAAAAAAAAACCUUGAAAAAAAAGAUGUUUUCUCUGGAGAGAAGAACCUUGAUCCAUAGAGACCACAUUUGACCUCAUUGUUUGUUACAAAUAAAUAAAAUACCACACAGGUUGCUUGUUGAGUGUGGGUACGGUAGUAAUUAGUAGUACUUAAUGAUAUAGAGCUACCAUUUUUCAACUCCUAUGUAUUCAGCAUUAUGCUAAGCACUUUAGUUAAAUUAUCUCAUUGGAUUCUCACUGUA